AGAGAGAAAUCACAUGGCUUUGAACAACUCAGAAGAAGGACAUAAAAAGGGCUCCCAAACAUCCUAUAAAGAGAGCAUUUGGCUCCUCAUUGAAGAGAUCUUAGCCAAGACAUCUUAGUGUAGGCUUGUAACACUUAAAUUUUUAGUCAUAAAUCUUGUUCUUUACUCUUGUUCCUUCCUUUGUUUCGAGUUCUCUAUCCUUAGGGGCUGAAUGGAUACUUGUUAGAACCCUCUAAAUUAGUUCCAUGAUUCUAGAAACUCAUCAAGAGCAAGAAGGAUUCAGAUUCAUCUCUUAAUCUCAAUUGUCCUUAAAGACAAAACCUUAUUUUGAAGGUAUUUGGAUUUGGAGUGUUUAAGAAGGAACACAAAACCUUGUCUAUGUUUCCGCAACCGUUUUUCUAGGUUUUCUUGAUUCCAUGGAAUGUGAUCUCAUUCUGGAACCAGAACUUGAGCGCCUCAUUCAAAAAAACGACGCCAUUGUUCAACAAACGAUAAUGGAAUCCUCUGCGGAGAUUAAACUGAAGGAGCGUGAACUCGCUCUCCUUCGCAAGUCCAUCAACGAGUGUCGCAUCAAGAGAGAGUCGCAAGAAUACCGAAUACACUCCCUCGAGAGACUCAUUGAGAACCGUUCCAAGUCCUUCGACGCCAAGGAGAAGCAGGUCAGUUCCAUCAAGCGGCAGUUGAGUUCCUACUGCAGCGACAUUGACGCGAAAGAGCGGGAGUACCGCGCGAUCCGACGGAGCGUGGAGGAGCGGAGCAUGGAGCUUGAGGCGAUGGAAGAGGCGCUGAAAUCGACUCAGAAGCAGAUUGGCGACUGCGAGAGGAGUUUGAGAUUGAAGGAGGAGGAGUGAGAUGAUGGACCGGUUAAUCAGUGAGCGCGAUGAAGUUCACAAGAAGAUGCAGAGAGCCAUUGAGGUGUGCGGCGCUGAUCUCGGCGCGAAGGAAAGUAGGCUCGGUGUGGUCGAAGGGUUGAUUCUGGAGCGUGAGCACGAGCUCCGGGCGAAAGACGCUGAGUUACACAACUUUCACAGGGAUUGUGAGUGGAAAGAGGAGGAGCUCAGGGAACUUUCGGUGAGAAUUACUGACUGCAAGAAGGAGCUUAGGGUGAAAGAGGAAGAGCUCGAUUCAAUGCAGAGGUUGGUCGAUGGAGAAGGGAAGGAGCUGGAGUUUAAGAGGAGGAAUUUGCUUAAAGAGCUCGAAUCGAACAAGAAGGAGUUUGAUUCUUUCAGGAGGUCAAUACGAGAAAAGAGCGCGGAGCUUGAGAAGAAAGAGAGGAAGCUUGGAGAAAGAGUGAAAGACCUCGAGUCCAUGAAGAAGCAAUUUGAAGGGCGAGUGAAGGAGUUCGAGUCGAAAGAGAAGCAAUAUGGAGGACAGGGGAAGGAGCUCAAGGCAAAGGAGAGGAAGUUUGAAGAAAGAGUGAAAGAAUUUGAAUCAAAACAGAAGCAAUUUGAAGUAAAAGUGGAAGGAUUUGAAUCAAAAGAGAAGCAAUUUGAAGGAAGAGUGAAGGAGAUCGAAUUGAGGGAGAAGCAAUUAGAAGGACAAGCUAAGGACCUCUCUUCAAAAGAGAAUCAAUUUGAAGGACAAGCCAAGGAGCUUGAAUCACAAGAAAAGCAAUUUAAAGGAAGAGUGAAGGAGCUGGCUUCAAAAGAGAAGCAAUUUGAAGGAAGAGUAAAGGAGAUCGAAUUGAGGGAGAAGCAAUUUGAAGGACAAGCCAAGGAGCUUGCAUCACAAGAGAAGCAAUUUAUAGGAAGAAUGAUGGAACUGGCUUCGAAAGAGAAGCAAUUUGAUGGACAAGCCAAGGAGCUUGAGUCUAAAGAGAAGCAAUUUGAAGGUCAAGUGAAGGAGUUAGAAUCAAAAGAGAAGCAAUUGAAAGGACAGCUUCAGGAGCUCGAAUCAAAACGGAAGGAAUUUGAAGAACAAGUGAAGGAAUUUGAUUCAAAACAGAAGCAUUUUAAAGGACAAAUGAAGCAGUUUGAAACAGAACAGAAGCAGUUUAGGGGACAAGUGAAGGCGCAUUCGUCAAAAGAGAAAAAGCUUGAGUCAAAAGAGAAGCAAUAUGAUGGACAAGUGCAGGAGCUUAAGGCAAAGGAGAAACAGUUUGAGGUGCGAGCAAAAGAACUUGAAUCAAAAGAGAAAGAAUUUGAAGAACAAGUGAAGGAUCUUGAGUCCCAAAAGAAUCAAAAUAUAGGACAAAUGAAGGCGACUGAGUUAAGAAAGGCAAUGCUUAAUGGGCAACUGGAGGGGCACAAGUCAAAAGAGAACGAGUUGGAAGCACAAAUGAAGGAUCUUGAGUCGAAAAGGAACCAAUAUGAAGAAAAACUAAAGGAGCUUGAGUUGAAAGAGAAGCAGUUGGAAGCACAAAUGAAGGAUCUUGAGUCCGAAUGGAAUCAAUAUGAAGAAAAACUAAAGGAGAUUGAGUUGAUAGAAGCACAAUUUAGUGUGCAACUGAAGGACCUUCAGUCAAAACAAAAUCAAUUAGAAAGACAACAGAAAGAGCUUGAAUUAAAAGAGAAGCAAUAUGAAUCAUUAAGAAAUUCAUUUGAAGAGGGACAAGUGUUGAAAGAGAAGUCCAAUAUCCUCCUUCAUCAAGUGAAGGCCGAGCCACAGGAUUUUACAGAUGCCGGCAGUGUAAACAAUUCCAAGAAUUUGCAUUUGCUCUCAAAUCUUCUGAAAAAUUAUGACUUGGUAUGUAGUCAAGUCUCUGAUGCUCUUCAAACUUCAUCAGACCCUAGUAUAAUGGUGCUAGACACAAUAAAAGGUUUCUGUCCUCCUCAGUUGAGGCAAGAACCUGCUGAAUGUGAUGCAAAUAUUUCAAGGAGAGUACGUAAUCUUUUGAUGGAUGAGUUAAAGAAAUGUUCUCCAGUAUUUAGUUCUUAUGUAAAACAAGAAGCAAUGAAAUUUGCAAGUGACUGGAAAGCAAGUAUAGCUGUAGCUGAUACAGAUUCUUUGGAGGUCCUGGAUUUUUUAAAGUUUGUUGCUACUUAUGAGAUUGGUUCGUCUUUCAAUGAACAUGAACUUCAGAGGCUUCUAGAUAUAAUUUCCCAGCAUUGUCAAGCUCCACAAGCCCUUGGUAAUAUUGAGAAACUACCAGAUAAUCAAAUUUGUCCCACCACCGCCGAUGGAAGAAAUUUGCAGUUGCUUUCGAAUGAGCCUGAGUCGAUUGGCAAUGACAUUUUAGCUUGUCUCCAAACAUCAGCAGAUCCAGCAACCCUUGCUUUGGAUAUAAUUCAGAAUCCUAUUGUUCCACGUGACAGGAACGGAAAUGAAGACGUAAUUCUUGAUGGGAGCCACAUCAUUCUCUUAGAUCAGCUGAUGAGAAUCUCACCGUCACCGUUUAUCAAACCCCAUAUAAGAGACGCUGCAAAAAAGCUAGCAGUUGCUUUGAAAGCGAAAUUGAACCCAAGCGAUGAAAAUUCUUCCAUGGUUCUUGGAUUUCUACAACUUUUAUCUAUUUAUGGAUUAGUUUCUUUCUUCGAUGAAGAUGAAGUUUACAAGCUUUUUGAAUUCGUUGCUCAACACAAGCAAGCUGUAGAGUUGUUUCAGACCCUUGGUUUUGCAGAUAAAGUCUCCGAUUUUGUUCAAAAUCUUAUUGAGAAGCAGCAGUAUAUUGAAGCUGUUAGAUUCAUUUGUGCAUAUAAGUUGACUGACAAGUUCGACCCAGUUGGUCUCUUGCGGCUUGAAAUAGUGAGAGCAAAUCGGCUAGCGGGCAAACAUUUCAGCAGAAAGAAGCCCCUUGAAAAAAAGCUUAGGCGCAAAGAUAUACAAAUUCGUAUUCUGGGAAAUGUUCUACAGUGCAUUUCAGAUAGCAAUCUAGAAUCUCAGGGCCUAGUUGAUGAGAUUCAGGAUCGCAUUCUUUCCAUAGAAAAGAAGAAGGAAGAACUUUUUGUGCUAGAAAGGCAGAAGGAAGUACUUGGUCAUCUUGUAUCAAAGCUUUCCUCCACACUUGAAGUGCACCAAGGUGAGAAAUGCGCACUCGAAGCAUCCGCAGAAAAUCAAUUGCAACAACCUGUAGAGAAGAUCAGUGCAGACAUUGCAGUCACUGAGAAUCAAGUUAAAGUGCAACAACCUAAAGGAAAUAGCAAAAGGAGAAGUCACUAAGAAUCAGGUUAAAGUACAGCCAGCUGAAGCAAAGAAACCUGUAAAUAUAAUGCAACAGGAAGCACAGAAGUCUGCUAAUGGAGCAUUAAGCAAGAAACAAGCGAAAAAACUUGAGAGAAUGCAAAGUGCAAAUGGAGCAGUCACUAUGAAUCAAGUUAAAGUGCAACAACCAGAAGCAAAGAAACCUGCAAAUGGAGCGGUCACCAUGAAUGAAGUUCAAGUGCAGCAACAGGAAACACAGAAACCUGCCGACGGAGCAGUCAUCAUGAAUCAAGUUCAGGGGCAAGAACCUGAAGAAAAUAUACCUAAUGAUGUAGCAGUCACCGCGGAUCAAGUUCAAGUGCAACGAUCUCAGGAGAAGAAACGUCCUAUUGAAGAAGUGCCCAAUAAUCAUCAACUACAUCAGUCGGGUCAGAAGAACAAACAUCCUCGUACAGGUGCAGCACACGAUCUGCCUCCUCAUGGCUUCACUCCUCAUUACCAACACAUCUUUAGGCCUAGUGGAAUGCCUGCACUGUUUGGACUCCCUCCAAACUACUAUGGUGUUACUGGGGGACCAAAUUACUUUUGUCACCCCAUGCAUUAUCCUCCUCCCCCUUUUAGAUGACCGUGUGAAUAUGCAUUUAUAGCGUGUUUGGUUUUGCACGUGGAAUCCCUAUAAUCACUAAUGGGAGAAGCUCCAGAGUGUAGUUUUUUUUGUCCUGUUCCAAACACGCUAUAAUAGUGUGGUGUUACUAUGCUUGUAAGUAGUAGAUUUUGCUUAACUGAUUUUGCCCCAUA
Lotus japonicus is the source of this 4878-nucleotide messenger RNA. RefSeq lists its product as uncharacterized. The record is from RefSeq and is a predicted model, not a curated record. NCBI's taxonomy places the organism in Eukaryota, Viridiplantae, Streptophyta, Magnoliopsida, Fabales, Fabaceae. The transcript has 6 exons. Bases 853 to 4098 code for a protein of 1081 amino acids.